Molecule: messenger RNA, 1524 nt
Organism: Musa acuminata AAA Group (dessert banana)
Lineage: Eukaryota; Viridiplantae; Streptophyta; Magnoliopsida; Zingiberales; Musaceae
Product: GDSL esterase/lipase At5g55050-like
Exons: 6
Coding region: 276-1373 (365 amino acids)
Molecular function (GO): hydrolase activity, acting on ester bonds
Source: RefSeq, a predicted model, not a curated record
GAUGUUCUUCUACGAGCAUUGAUUGCAUAUACACACAUGGUGGGCUAUCAUCACACAUUUCUAUACGAUUGGUAUGUGUUAGCACAAUCUAUACAAAAUCUCACCACUCUGCAUCAUUCUCUUUCUCUCUCUUUGGUUGUCCAUCACCUUCUUCCCUCUUCCAUUUCUCAUUCAAAGUAUGAAAGGAAGUAGCGUCAUGGCAGCCGGAGAGCAAGACUUGGAAGAGUGACACCCCUUGUCGCGUUUAAUGCCACUUUCCCCACUGCAAAGACAGUAUGGCUCCCACUUGUUCCUCUGCACUGGCGUCCAUCGCCGUGCUUCUUUGCUACUGGUACGGCCGCUGCUGUCAAGUAGAGGCCGCGGUCUCGGCGGUGUAUGUCUUCGGCGACUCCCUCGCCGACGUCGGCAACAACAACCACUUGGAGUUGUCCCUUCUGAAGGCCGACUUCCCGCACAACGGCGUCGACUUCCCCGGCCACAAGGCCACCGGGCGGUUCAGCAACGGCAAGAACUCCGCCGAUUUCCUCGCUGAGAGUCUGGGAUUGCCGACCUCUCCUCCGUACCUUGCUAUCACUUCAAGCUCUAACAACACCGAUGUGUUCCUCGGCGGUGUCAACUUCGCCUCGGGUGGUGGUGGAGUCCUGGAUUCUACCAACAAAGACCAAUGCAUCUCAUUCAACAAGCAAAUUGACUACUAUUCCUCAGUAUACACGGCCUUAGUUCAACAGCUAGGCAGUGCCCAAGCACAAGCUCAUCUCUCCACCUCCAUCUUUGCCUUCGUCAUCGGAAGCAACGACAUACUCAACUACGUCAAGUCCGGCUCCGCCAACAAGCUCAAGAACCCUCCACAGCAGUUCGUUGAUUCGCUGAUCUCAUCGCUGCGAGGACAACUAACGAGGAUGUACAAUCUCGGUGCACGCAAGUUUGUGUUCAUCGGCACGGGACCGAUCGGUUGCUGCCCAGCACAAAGGCAUCAGAACAAGACCAAGGAGUGCAGUGUGGAAGCCAAUUACCUCUCGGUUCAGUACAACAAGGGUGCUUCUUCCCUGCUGCAGGAAAUGUCAGCAGAACUCAGCGAUAUGAGCUACUCCUUUUUCGACACCAACACCGCACUGCUCGAGUCCAUCAACAAUCCAGAUGCUCAUGGAUUUGUCGAAGUGAAGGCUGCCUGCUGUGGGCUGGGUGAUCUGAAUGCUAAGAUCGCUUGCCUUCCAAUCUCAAGCUACUGCUCCAACAGGAAGGACCAUAUCUUCUGGGAUUUUUACCACCCAACAGAGGCCACUGCUGGGAUGCUAACAAGCACUGCUUUUGAUGGAUCGGUGCCCUAUGUGUAUCCUAUCAACAUAAGACAGCUUGUCGCCAUCUUGAGCUAAGGGUUUGUUUCCUAGUGUUUAGACUGUGGAGCCUCAAGUACAUGGAGGCAAUGUACGAAGAGCAAACUUACAGUAUACUUCCUUCUUUGAAUACCUCCUCCUAUAUGUAUCGUUGAAAUAUAUUAAUAUACAUGAUCUGUUUAUGUCACAA